AUGCCCACUUACCGUGCCAGAACGGAAUUUUGCAGAACCCUGUGUGACCUACUGCCUUCCCAUGAUUUUUGUGCUCUUUGCGAUCGAGUUAUUCGUACCGAUGGCUUAAUCGCUCAUCUACAGGGAAUACAUGGUGAGCUGCUACGAUUUCCCUCGUCGAAACUUCUCCAGAAGCUUCCCGCAAUACAAUGUGAACUCUGUUCUAGAGUUUUCGAGAUAUUGCGCCAUUCUUGUUACGCCGCCCUAGAACGACAUAUGCUCAUGGAUCACGAUGUUGCAAUGCGAGAAGUGUACUUCAGUUUUUUCAGUGGAACGAAAAGGAUGACUUGCGGGUAUUGCGGCGAGAACGAAAGAAAUAUUAUCGAUCAUUUACUCGAAGUGCAUGGAAAACAAAUCGUUGUUUCAUUCAAGCCGAUUGAAUGUUCACGUUGCCAGAAACAAUUUGAGCUAUCCGUGCACUACGAGCACCAUAUUCAAGACCACUGCUGCAUUCCGGAAGGCUCCGAAGAAGAAAUUUGA
Necator americanus (New World hookworm) is the source of this 519-nucleotide messenger RNA. RefSeq lists its product as uncharacterized. The record is from RefSeq and is a predicted model, not a curated record. NCBI's taxonomy places the organism in Eukaryota, Metazoa, Nematoda, Chromadorea, Rhabditida, Ancylostomatidae. The coding region runs from base 1 to 519 and encodes 172 amino acids. The transcript is spliced from 7 exons.